AUGGAAUACAAAGACUAUUAUAAAAUUCUGGGGGUUGAACGCACUGCUGAUCAAGAUGGCAUCAAACAGGCGUUUCGGCGCAUGGCGGCAAAAUACCAUCCCGACCGGAAUCAAGAUAAAGGGGCUGAAGAACGCUUCAAAGAAAUCAAUGAAGCUAACGAGGUUUUGAGUGACCCAACCAAACGCGCCCGUUAUGACCAACUGGGGGCUGACUGGCAUGCGGGUCAAAACUUCAAACCACCGCCAAACUGGGGAAACUCACCACAAUUCGACGCAUCAUUUUUUGAAGGCAUUGCUCGACGUGGUUCUAACAGCCAACAGGCAUCGUCAGGUUUCAGCGACUUUUUUGAAGGUCUGUUUGGCGGCGGCUUUCGGCGCACAACAACAGGCAGCGGAACCUCUUCGGCUACACAGUCCACACCCAUCCUACAAAUUGAUUUCCGUUGCCAACGGGGGGGUAGUGUCCAAAUACGCCUUCCCCCAGAUAUAUCGGAUGAAAAAAGACUACGCAUCCCCGGCAAAGGUCCGCAUGGAGCUGAUAUUUUCCUAAAGGUACAAAUAAAGGAACACCCCUUUUACCGCAGAGAAGGCAGUCACAUUUAUCUGGAUUUACCCAUUGCUCCUUGGGAAGCUGCACUGGGUGAAACUAUAACG
This is a messenger RNA of Darwinula stevensoni, 654 nucleotides long. The record is from the annotation of a GenBank genome assembly. NCBI's taxonomy places the organism in Eukaryota, Metazoa, Arthropoda, Ostracoda, Podocopida, Darwinulidae.